Molecule: messenger RNA, 1199 nt
Organism: Erythranthe guttata (spotted monkey flower)
Lineage: Eukaryota; Viridiplantae; Streptophyta; Magnoliopsida; Lamiales; Phrymaceae
Product: classical AGP protein
Biological process (GO): positive regulation of DNA-templated transcription
Cellular component (GO): nucleus
Molecular function (GO): chromatin DNA binding; transcription coactivator activity
Source: RefSeq, a predicted model, not a curated record
UCGAGAAGUUCCGAGAAUGUUGUGGAGAUAUCCCAGCCUAUUUUUGGUAAAAACUGGAUAAGAAGAAAUGUAUGUAAAAAAGGAGAGAACAAAGAAAAUAAGGGAGCAUUAAAACGACGGCGUUUUGUGAAAAUCCCCAAUAUCUUAAUUUUCCUGUCCUCGCUUUCAAAAGCUGCGAUCAUAACAUCCCAUCAAAUUUCUCCGUUCAAUCUGCCGCCGUCGCCGCCACCGUCUCCGCCGUCUUGUAAAUUUGGAGGUCAUCGGUCGAUCACGUAAUUCAAUUCUGAUCGUCUCUGCAAGAAACAGUUGUGAAGGAGAGAGAGAGGAAAAAACCUAAGAUAUAAUUAGAGAAAAUGGCUGUGAAUCCCCAACUUUACCCAAACGGGAUGCCUGUACCCUUCGUCAAUGAGAUAUUUGUCUUGGCCAGAGAUGGCGUCGAGUUUGAGAUCGACAAGAUCCCUGGGAAUCAAGGUGGGAAUGUUAAAGGUAAAGGAACGAUCUUCUUGUCAAAUAUCCGAAUGGUCUUUGUUGCAAGCAAACCUGUUGGGAAUUUUGUUGCGUUUGAUAUGCCCCUGCUCUAUGUUCAUGGAGAAAAAUUCAACCAGCCAAUUUUCUAUUGCAACAAUAUUUCUGGGCGUGUUGAUCCUGUUGUGCCUAGUACAGAACACCAGGCUUUAUAUUCAGCGCAUUCGUUCAAGAUUCUGUUCAAAGAAGGCGGUUGUGGAACUUUUAUCCCUCUCUUCUUCAACUUAAUUGCUUCUGUCCGACAAUAUAACCGACAUGUUAGUGCAGAGGCCGUACAGCCACGAGUGGAUCCUCUCCAAGCAUCACAAACUCCCGUCGAUGAGAUGAUGAGACACGCAUACGUUGAUCCUAAUGAUCCGACAAGAAUUUUCCUGCAGCAGCCAAAUUCAGAGAGUCAGUUGAGGCGCCGUACAUACCACUCUCAAAAUACCGACAACUAAAUAUGAUUAUUAUUUACCGACUUCGCCUUUUGUGUAUUCUGUUGAACUCGAAGUCAAAGCCCUGUUUUAUGUAUUUGUUCAUCAGUGUCGUCUACUACUACUACUACUACUACUACUUCUACUACUACUUUUAUUUGUGACGUCGUCAGAUAUUUAAGGUUAUAUUUGAAUGUGAUGAGUUCAGACAAGGAUUUCAAAUUUAUAAUAUAUAUGUAUAUUUUUUUAAUUAUUGAA